AUGGCGGCCAAGGACAGACUGUCUCGUAUAAAACAAGCCAACGUCGCCACCCUCACCCGACAUGCCAAAUCCAUUUGUCACCCUGAUGCCAUCAGCAGUGAACUGGACCAUCUCAAGGAAACCUUCACUUCCCUCAACAGUUAUCCUGCCUACCUAGUCUCCAAAACCAUCCGCAAGACCCUCAAAAACUCCUACCCCAGGCCCAAACCAGCUCCAUCACCCAUCAGAAUCACCAUACCCUAUCAUGGCCCUGUCACUCCUCAGAUUGCCCGCCUCAUUAAGAAUAAAGCCAACAUAGAUGUCACAUUCUCUAGCGGCAAGUCUAUCAAGACCCAUCUACAAGCCAAUGGUAGAGGCACAAGCUGCACAAGUCCCAACCCCCGAGGAGGUAUAAACCAGAUCCCCUGCAACUGUGGCCACCAGUACAUUGGAGAAACCCUUAGACCCCUCAACACAAUACUCAAAGAACAUCGGACCUCUGUUAACAAACUCGACCAGAAAUCCGCUAUUUCCGAACACAUCCUGAAGAACGAAAACCAUAACAUCAUAUGA
This is a messenger RNA of Haliotis rufescens (red abalone), 552 nucleotides long. RefSeq lists its product as uncharacterized. The record is from RefSeq and is a predicted model, not a curated record. Lineage: Eukaryota; Metazoa; Mollusca; Gastropoda; Lepetellida; Haliotidae. The transcript is spliced from 3 exons. Bases 1 to 552 code for a protein of 183 amino acids.